This is a messenger RNA of Durio zibethinus, 3756 nucleotides long. RefSeq lists its product as uncharacterized. The record is from RefSeq and is a predicted model, not a curated record. Gene Ontology annotation, molecular function: chromatin binding. Lineage: Eukaryota; Viridiplantae; Streptophyta; Magnoliopsida; Malvales; Malvaceae.
GUAGCUAACAUCAAUUAUUACCAGUUAUAUUUAUGGAAUAUUCAGUCAUUAAUUCUUAAGUUCAUUUUUGAAAAUCAUGAUAAUUGAUGUUUUAAAAGCCAUGAAUGGGAAUUAAGCUGAAGCUGAACCUUUUGGAAACAAAGAACAUGAAAAGAAAACAAAGAAAAUGGGAAAACCCCACUGCAGCCUAACUGUUUUAAUGGCUCCCAUGGAUCUAAAGGCCUAUCCAAAUGAGUGAUGGUCUCAGCCCCAAUAUGUAAAGCUACAAAAUAUUAUUUUUCAUUUUCAUUUUGUUUUUAUUUUCACUUUUCUUCUCAUACCAUUUCUGGUUUCUUUUGUCUCAUCAUCAGCAGCUGCAUGCCAAAUUUCUGCAACUUCCAUACUACCCAUCAAAAUGUCCUUCUUUGACUCUCUCUUUUCACCUCUUACCUCAUAAUCUUUUGUCACCCCUAUCUUCUUCCACUCUCUCUUGUUCCACACAUCAAAACAAAGACAAAAUCUUCAGCUUUCAUCUCUUUCUUGAACCUUGAAAAACCUGAAUUUUCCCAGAAAAUAUCCUGUUUUGAUGCUAAAUAUUGUAACUUUAGGCCUAAAGAAAAGUGCCCAUUUUCCUUUCUUGAUGAUUCUCUUACUUCAGUCAGUCAAAGCCGUAUCUUGGUCCCUGUUGGCUCUUUCAAGCUUGGACGUCAGUUUUCUCAGGUUUAUCUCUGAUCUACUUGAAGAUCUUCAAGGCUCAGCUUUUACUGAGUUCUGGUCCGUUUUUUCUAAUUCCCUUCUCUGGUUUGGUAGAAUUCUUUGAAAAUUCAGCUGGAGAUUCAUGGUGGCAUCUUUGGGGGGUUAGUAUCAGUUAAUUGUAGCUUUGAUUGAGUGCAAAAUGCUUCUCUUUUGUUCAUUUUGAAGGUGGCCAAGUGAGCUGGGUAUUUUCUGUUCAACCAUUUGUAGCAUAUUUGAGGAAUCUAUUGUUAGGUAGUUGUAGUGUCUGAUCUUUUAGAUAGUCAAACAUUUAGUUUUCUGUAAAUUUUAGUCAGUUUGGGUAGAGGGAUCAUUUUUAAAGUAAUAACUUGGUGCCAUAUUCAAGCUAUUUUCUGGAUGAUUGUAUGGUUGUUGUCUUUUUGGCAGCUAAUUUGCCAGUGUUAGAAUCUUUUGCCAGUUUUAUUGGGCAUCUUUAGCUAUGUGAAUAGGUAGUCAAGCAGACACUUGUAUUGUGAAUCUCCUCUUGGUGCUUUAUAACAAAAUGUCUGGAAAUAGUCGUUGUUUCGUCGAGUGGAAGGAGGAAUUUGUUUCACAGGAGCGUGGUAACCGUGUGGUUCACUAUUUCUUGAAGGAUUCCGCUGGGGAAUCCAUCUGUGCAGUUGUUGGUACUGAGAGGAGUGUUAGGCACAUGUUUUAUGUUGUUGCUGAGGAGUUUGUGAGGGUAUAUGCUGCUGAGCAUUCAAUUCAUGCUGGUUUCAAAUGGAGGUCAAGAAGAGAGGUUGUAGAUUGGCUUACAUCUAUGCUCUCAAAGCAGCAUCUGCAGGGAGAUCAAUCUAAAUCACUGAAACAUGAAGUGCUACUGGCUUUAAGUUCCCCUAGUUGUGCAAUGAUUGAGAUUGAUGCUCAGAAGGCCCAAGGACUGGAUGAUAUGGGCCAUCUUUCGAGAAAUUUGAAUGGAAAAAGUUCAGAUAUUGUGUGGUCAGGCACUGCAUGGACAUGUAGUAAACAGCUUAAACAUUUCCCAGCAUUUUGCCGCAAUGGCACCACAAUAGCGGUUCAAUCCUUUGUCUUUGUUAUGGCUAGAGGAGAGAAUCACUAUCUUGCUUACUUGGAGGACAUGUACGAAGACAAGCGAGGGAUGAAGAAGGUCAAAGUGAGGUGGUUUCACCAUACUAAGGAAGUCAAGGGUGUCGUUCUUGUAAGGAAUCCUCACCCAAAAGAAGUUUUCAUCACUCCUUAUUCACAGGUCAUUAGUGCAGAGUGUAUUGAUGGUCUUGCGAGUGUCUUAACUCGUGAGCACUUUGAGAAAUGCUCAGCUGUUUUUCCUGAUGCGAUAUUAGUUAGAGUGCAUGUAUGUACUAGGCAGUUCAGAAGUAAUAAAGUGAAGCCAUUCGAGUUGACUAAAUUACGUGGCUAUUUUGAUCAACCAAUUCUCUCAUGUUUGAAUUCCAGUCUGUUCUCAGAGCCUGACUCCAUGAGCCAUGGCCUAAAUGAAGAAGAGGAGGAAAAACUAAGCCCCAGUGAAAAUAUUACGUUGGGAAAUAAGAGGACCAGAACUAACAGAAGUAAUCAAAGGUUUGUGACAGAUCAAUCAGGAAACAGGAUUUCUGCUAACUACUUGAUGACUUGUGAAACUUCAUGCAAGAAAAUCAAAUAUGCUUUGUCUGAAAAGAGAUUGCUUUCCCUCAAGCAUACUGAGAGUCAACAUUGGUAUGGCUCAGUUUUCAAGGUUGAUGAAAAGAUAGAGUUGCUGUGCCAAGAUAGUGGCAUCCGAGGCUGCUGGUUCAGAUGCACAGUCUUGCAAGUAUCAAGAAAACAGAUGAAGGUUCAAUAUGAUGAUGUGCAGGAUGAAGAUGGAUAUGGUAAUCUUGAGGAAUGGAUCCCAAUUUCCAAGCUUGCUAUGCCUGACAAAUUUGGCAUGAGAUACUCAGGCCGCCUAACAGUACGACCUGCUCCUCCAAGCUCUCAAGCAGAACUUGCUCUCAAGGUUGGGGCAGCUGUUGAUGCAUGGUGGAGUGAUGGCUGGUGGGAAGGGGUUAUAACUGGAGUCAACAGUAGUGGCGAUGAUAAUUUGCAAGUAUACUUUCCUGGUGAAAAUUUAUUCCUGAACAUACACAAAAAAGUUCUAAGAAUUUCCAGAGAUUGGGGUGGGGACCACUGGAUUGAUAUUGAGGCCAGACCCAGUAUACUCUCUGUGAUAUAUGCUGCCAUUAGCCCUGACAUGGAAACGAAAGUUUCUGUUUCCUCUACUGUUGUCAUGGAUGCCAAGGUUGAUGGUGGCUCAAUGCCAGUUGAAGUUGUUGCUGCCAAAAUGAUACCCAAUGUUGUUGAAGGGGAAAAACCUGAGUUAGCUAUUCAGGACUGUUCUGAUAACCUCCUAGAAGACACUGAUGGUAAGGAGCUUCAAUCCCCAAAACAUGAAAAAGAUGGGGAUGAUAGUGAUAGUAAGAAGCCUCCACCAUCGGAAAAUGGUGAUAAUGGAAAUGCUGAUGAUGCCAACAUCAUUCACGAUAAACUAAAUGGCAUGGAUGGCAAUUAUGAAAUCAACACUAACAUCGGCAGUGAUGAUAACGAGAGUGAGUUAGAGAUGGAAAAUGACACGGAGCAGAACUGUAAAACUAUGGAAUUCAUGAGAGUGAAAGCUUAGAAUGUUUCUGGUGCAACCGAUUCUUUUGUAAUGGGGAUGAUGGUACUAAAGUUUUGUGUUAACUAACAUGGCUUCAGUCAGUUAAGACCUUCUGUAAAUAGUGAUGCAGGCAUAUCUCAAAAUCAUUAUGUUUUUGUGUUUUGACUUGGUGGCGUUGGUCAGUGUACAGUAACGAUGUUAGUUUUUGUGGUUUCUGUUAUGAUAAUUGUUUGUAUCAGAAAUAGGAUUUGCAUUUGAAGAUCUUAGGUUAGGGAGCUCCUCUAAAAUAGUCUGUUCUUCCUCGGUUUCUUGGUCAUGGGCUUUGCUUUUGUCUUGUAACCCCAAAUAUGUAUUCUGUUAUAAUCAAAAUUAUAAUAUUUUCUCGACCUCGUAUUCUGGCUUACUGGUAAACACUAUUGUAAUGUGCUACAUAUACA